GAAGAAUCAUCGGAAGACCCAAUGUCCAAAGAUCAACCUAGUCAAUUAGGAAAGUUGGCACCAAUGGCAAUUGGAGAUCAAAAACUUGGACGACACAUUGGAUUCUUUAGUGGAACAGUGAUGAAUGUUGGAGAAAUCAUUGGAUCAGGCAUCUUCUCAAAUCCUUCAUAUAUUCUUAAAAAUACAGGAUCUGGUGGAAUGAUGCUUAUACUUUGGAUCGUAGGAGCUCUCACAAGUGUUUCUGGAUUACUUACUUUUUUGGAACUGGGAACAAUGCUUCCUCGUAGUGGCGGUGAAAAGACAUAUAUUGGUUAUAUUUAUCACAAACCCAAUCAAUUAUUAUCGUUUAUAUUUAUGGUCAUGGUGGGAAUAUGUACAAGAUGUGGCUCUCUUGCUCAGGGAUCUAUUGUAUUUGGUGACAAUAUGGUUUAUGCUAUGUAUGGUGGAAAUGAAAGGAACGAAUGGGCUUCACGCGGCUUUGGAGGCAUCUUACCGAAUCGACCUUCUCUGACAACCAAUUUCUCAUUUAACGGCACUGUUCAAAACGCAGGAUCCUAUGCAAAUGCCAUCUACUUUAAUUUGCCUCGGUGUGGUGCCACUUCUAUUGCGUUUGCAACUGUUGUUUAUCUCUUGGCAAACUGUGCCUACUUAUCCGUCUUAUCUUUGGAAAUGAUCAAGUCUUCCGAUUUGACUGUGGCUGCCCAUUUGUUCAAUGUUGCUUUUGGUGGUACGUUUGGAUCUCAUGUCUUGCCUGUGUUUGUUGGAUUGUCAUCUUUCGGUAUGGUAGGCGUAAUUGUGUAUUCUGCUUCCAGGGUGAUAUUGGAGUUUGCUCGUGAAGGUCAUCUACCCUUUGAUCGGUACUUUAGCAAGGUACAUCCUACAUUACAAACCCCAGUUCCUGCUCUUCUAUUACUUUAUGGUCUUUCUUUGGUAUUUUUGUUAGGUCCUCCUCCAGGCACAGUGUUUGAAUUCAUUAUAGCGUUUACUAAUUAUGGUGAAUACUUUUUUGCUGCCUUGUGUGCCAUUGGUAUAUUUAUCCUUCGACAUAGAGAACCUGAUCUGAAGCGUCCCAUUCGAGCACCAACCAUAUUUGUUUUCUUUUUUAUUGCAGUAUGCAUAUUCACCAUUGUAUUUGUCUUUCUUCCACCCACACAUGCUCCGGCAUCUUAUCCCUAUUAUGGUAAUUGA
Halteromyces radiatus is the source of this 1188-nucleotide messenger RNA. Its product is annotated as amino acid/polyamine transporter I. The coding region runs from base 22 to 1188 and encodes 388 amino acids. NCBI's taxonomy places the organism in Eukaryota, Fungi, Mucoromycota, Mucoromycetes, Mucorales, Cunninghamellaceae. The record is from RefSeq and is a predicted model, not a curated record. Gene Ontology annotation, biological process: amino acid transmembrane transport. Gene Ontology annotation, molecular function: L-amino acid transmembrane transporter activity. The transcript has 11 exons. Gene Ontology annotation, cellular component: membrane.